Conger conger (European conger) is the source of this 2973-nucleotide messenger RNA. It is a transcript of the gene arf6a, whose product is annotated as ADP-ribosylation factor 6a. Lineage: Eukaryota; Metazoa; Chordata; Actinopteri; Anguilliformes; Congridae. The transcript has 2 exons. The record is from RefSeq and is a predicted model, not a curated record. Gene Ontology annotation, molecular function: GTPase activity; GTP binding. Bases 1285 to 1812 code for a protein of 175 amino acids. Gene Ontology annotation, cellular component: cytoplasm. Gene Ontology annotation, biological process: intracellular protein transport; vesicle-mediated transport.
UACUACUAGCUGUCCGCUGUUUUGUACCUCUCCUUACUUCACAGAGAAACCGACAUCAAUGGUGUGAUUUCGCAUUCUUCUACCAAGACUUGGGUAAUUUCUUUGUUAAAUACUGUCCCGUCUUCAGCCAUUUUAGUUACGAAUAAAUGUAUUACUGAGAUACGAUAGAUACAUGAGCCCAAAUGGCGUCCAUUUAAACACAGUCAAAAGCUCAGCGCAUUUUUUAAGAUAGCGCGUUUUGCAACUGUGCCUGAGCACAUGCUAUGCGAUUGGUGCAGUGCACGAGCAAUCUAGAGGAAGUGGUGGGUGAUCUGGGUCCGCACCUUUUCCGGUCGUUCGGAACCGCUGUAGCGACGGAAAAGAGAGAGAGGGUGAGAGGAAGCGAAAGGAGGUGAGAGCCGCGAGGAGCAGUCUGGUGAGCGGUGACUGCUGCAAAAGCAGGGAGAAGAGGAGGAAGCUCUCAAAUGAAUCAAUGACCUUUGGAGUUACUGCGGCCAUUCCGUUUCCGAUACAAAUGUGACCGAUUUGUUUGUGGUAGUAUCAAGGAGCCCUGAAACAUCACGUUGCUUACCCAGCAUUUAGCUACUGAUUUUCUAACAAGGGCGAGAGCUUUCGACAGAAGAGGAAGUCGGAACUAUCUCAGGCUUUUGCUGGGGCCUGUCUGUCUUUAAACCCUUGUCGGUUUCGCACCGAUCGUAUUUUAUGUUUUACAUUUUUUCCAAGUCCAAUGAAGCAGCUCAAAGAACACCGAUUGUAAUUGACCCACCGCGACUUCCUGAAACUCAAAAAUAGCCAAGUCGUUAAUUAACUAGCUCGGUAGCUAGCUAGCUAGGUAAUGUGGAUACAGACGAACUCUGCAUGAGGGUUUGAGAGAAGUUCCCUCCCACAGCACCUCUAGCUAAUAGUUACUGGAUUACUUUUUCGACUAAACCAAUCUCGUUAUUGCAAAGGAAUACUUAUCAUUUGUAUCUUCUGUGUGGACUGCGUCAAUUGAUUUGAGGCUUCGAAACUCUUGGUUGAAGAAGUUUAGUCAUAUAAAUUUGACGUAUUUCCAAUGGCUUAGGUUGUUUUUUCACCUUUACUCUUUUUGUUCAGUGGAUGUUACACUCGGUUUGUUUUUCUAUAGUUCGAACGUUAUUUUCUUUACACUUUGUUCACUAUCUGUUGAGUACAGAAAAGGACACGAACAUUGCAAAGCGGCGCUGAACGGAUUCAUUUUUGUUGUCACGCAACGAACAAAAACAUUUUUUCUCUAAAAGUGGAUAUUUAUGAACAGUUUACACAAUGGGGAAAGUGCUGUCAAAAAUCUUUGGCAACAAGGAGAUGAGAAUAUUGAUGCUUGGACUUGAUGCAGCGGGGAAGACCACUAUUCUUUACAAACUGAAACUGGGACAGUCCGUCACCACCAUCCCCACCGUCGGGUUCAACGUGGAGACUGUGACCUACAAAAACGUGAAAUUCAACGUAUGGGAUGUCGGUGGGCAAGAUAAGAUCCGACCCUUGUGGCGACACUAUUACACGGGUACGCAGGGGUUAAUUUUCGUGGUGGAUUGUGCAGAUAGAGAUCGGAUAGACGAGGCGAGACAAGAGCUGCACCGCAUCAUUAAUGACCGGGAGAUGCGGGAAGCCAUUAUCCUGAUUUUUGCCAAUAAGCAAGACCUGCCCGAUGCCAUGAAGCCGCAUGAAAUCCAGGAGAAAUUGGGUUUGACCCGGAUCAGAGAUAGGAAUUGGUACGUGCAGCCAUCCUGCGCGACCACAGGUGAUGGACUGUACGAAGGCCUUACUUGGCUAACUUCAAAUUACAAAUCAUAAUGCUCGAGAAUGACUGUUUAGAUAAAGCAAAAAACAAUAGAGGCAAUUAACAAAUAACAUGGCUUCUCAGAAGAAUAUAUAAUUAAGAGAAGUUUGUUUAUUUCCCGGUUUUUUAUGAAUAUUAUUACCCCCUAUAACGAUUUCUUUUCUUAAAACAGAAAGACUGAAUUGUUGGCUGGUUUUUUUAGUUUGCUUUUUUUCUGUAGUUGCUCUGUUGCUAUUCUGUCGUAAUUUCCCUGACAUGAUAUUCCAUAAAUUGUCUUGCCUUUUAAAAUACAGAGAUUAGUGCAGAUUUUCUCAUUUCCUGUAAUAUUUAUCUGGGGCUUGGGUACUCAUAUUUUAGUUUACCUAUUUGAGUACUGAUUAUUGUAGACCUACUUAUUUAGUCGCAUUCAGAACUUAAAUUUUGAAACAGUACUAGGUCCAAUAUUUAUGUAAAGAAAUUGACCAUGGAAAUUCAAGUGGACGAAUCUUAUUUGAAAACUUUGGACAAAGUCCUUACAUUUUAGAGAUCAUUUUGAAGAUGGACCCAUUACAUCAUUCAAGUACAGUAUUACUGUAGGUUGUACCAAGUUGAUAUGUUACAAUAAAUACUCAAGACUUUGAUACAAUUUAUUCACAUCUUAAUCUUGCCAGCCAUAUUUACCUGGAGUAUUGUUUUCAAGGACCCAUACCAUCCCGUUUAAUUUCUUUUGUUUAUGUUUGACCUUUUUGAUUAUUGCCUCUGUGCCAGGAGACACCAUGGCAAUAUUUUGCGUAGGAGUUUCUUGCAUUCCAGUCAUCACCUGAAGUUCCACCUGGGUAUCAGCUGCUACAGCAGUAAUACUGUAUGCCAUUUGCUUUGUGACCAGGGACAAGCCAAUGGGAUGAAUCAGUUGAUGCUGGCCUUUCUAUGACUGACGGUCCUUGAUUGACAACUGGAAUAGAGCAUUUCUUGGGAAAAAUGUUGUUCCGUGAAGCAUGUUAUGCAACCUGCUUCGGUUUGAUGGUGGUCAUAAAUGAGUAGGAGCUUGGGAAUUUUGAAUUUUCCAACAAAAGAGUUUUGGCUCAUGUCAUGCAGUCAGGAAAAAAACUUUUCUGUAAUUAAAUUAUAAAUCCAUGCUUUAUUUUUGUUCUAUUUGCUAUGCUGAUUUGAAAAAUAAAGAAAUGUAAUUGUAACAA